AUGAAGACCUCAUCACGACACAGUCCGACCAAUGCCGUCUCGCGCCAUUUGCGCGAAAGCCGGCUCUUCCGGAGGCUUCUCAAGGCCCAGAGGUCGAAGUUUGCAGGAGCAACAUACGAUGUCCCCGCUGCAAACUUGGACCUCAGUUACACGGCGAAAAAGAAAGACGAUGCAGAGCGACUCGUUCCCGACAUCCAGAUCACGCCGCCGCCGCCUUACGAGACUCUUUUAUCAACACCUGCCGUCCAUGAUGUUCCACGAUUUCAGCCGGUAAUUCACGAGCCUAAACCGAACCAACAGACUGCAUAUUCGGUGGCAUCAUUAAGCACGCCUGCACCCACCAAUACUCUAACCCGACCGCUUGACGAAUUCUCAACUCCUUCUCUGGAGCCCUCCAGCUUUGAAGACAUGGACCCAUCAUCCGCGCCAACUUUUCUUCCUCACACCACGCCUCUCCGCCACCACCGCAGCGCCGAAAACCUCCGCCAAUCCAACCCCAUUUUCCUCACGCGACCAUCACCGCUAGGCAGCCACCCCGUUGGAGAAGACCUUACCACCGACCAUUCCCUCACCAAAGAGCAAACCCUCCCAGCCACGCGCUACCGACGACCCACCCAGCCACCACUGCUCAGGCGCGCGAGCAGCUACCCGCUCAUCCCCGUGGCCAUCAUGUCGCCCAUCCGCGAAGAGGACCCACCGCGCUCCCCGCUCCGCCCACGUGCCGCCACCGUCCCAGCCGAUGCUCAUUCCGCCAUCAUUAAGCGCCAAUCACACCGCCCGCCGAUUAUUAGCAUCCUCCGCCACACCCCGACCACCUCGGCUCCUCAGCACCGCCAGCGCGAGCAGAAGCACGUGCACUUCGAGCCGUCCGUAAUCCCAGAGGAAGAGGAAGAGGAGGUGGUGGAUGCGCCAGCUCCUUCUCCCUUGCGGAAAGAACAGUUGCUCCUGUUCUCGGCGGCCGUGAUGGUCGCGUCGCUGUUGCUGGUGGUGGCGUUCGCGGAUGUGUUUGAUUCGGCGCGCGCGUGUGCGCAGGUGGUAAGGCUCGAGUAUGUCGUUGCGUUUAUUGUGGGAUGCGGGGUCGCGCAUUGGCUUUCGGGAGUGGCGGAAGUGGUGGGGGGAACUUUGGGGAGAGCGAGGGAGGAAGGUUGGGUUUGA
This is a messenger RNA of Lasiodiplodia theobromae, 1155 nucleotides long. RefSeq lists its product as uncharacterized. NCBI's taxonomy places the organism in Eukaryota, Fungi, Ascomycota, Dothideomycetes, Botryosphaeriales, Botryosphaeriaceae. The record is from RefSeq and is a predicted model, not a curated record. The coding region runs from base 1 to 1155 and encodes 384 amino acids. The transcript has 2 exons.